UCUUCCCUGAAAUAAAGAGUGUUUGUUUUUAGAGUGAGACUCUGAGAGAGGCCAAGUGUGAGAGAUCUCUCUUUAGGUGGCUUUGCAGAAUCGAUAAUGGCGAACCACAGAGCGCUUUUACGCGCAGGACCUGGAUUUAAUGGCGGUCGAAGCUUUAGCUUCUCCUUCAGAGCAUUGGCCUCUGCGAUUGUAGCUGCUGUCUUCUUCUUUUUCUGCUUCUCUUUCUUCUUCGCUUCUCACUCCGACCCCGCCGAUCCGAACCACUUUGGUUUUGGUUCUGGUUCUUAUGGAAUUGAAUCUACAAGAAGGUCGAUGUUGGCUCUUAAAUCAGACCCUCUCAAGCCUCGCCUUGACCAGAUCCGGAAGCAAGCCGAAGAUCACAAAUCCCUUGCGCUCACUUAUGCCGUCUUUGCACGGAAGCUCAAGCUCGAGAACUCUAAGCUUGUUAGGAUCUUUGCUGAACUAUCGCGAAGCUACAAUGAUCUUCUCACAAAACCCUCGUAUCAAGCUCUGUUGGCUUCAGACGCUCUCUCCAUUGAUGAGUCGGUGCUGCGCCAAUUUGAAAAGGACGUGAAAGAGCGAAUUAAAGUCACCAGACAGGUGAUUUCCGAAUCCAAAGAAUCUUUUGACAACCAGCUCAAGAUUCAGAAGCUUAAGGAUACGAUUUUCCAAGUGAAUGAGAUGCUGACAAAGGCUAAGAAGCAAGGAGCUUUCUCUAGCUUAAUAGCGGCCAAAUCUAUCCCCAAAAGCUUGCAUUGCGUAGCAAUGCGAUUGAUGGAAGAGCGGAUUGCUCACCCUGAAAAGUAUUCAGAUGAAGGGAAGCCAAAACCUCCAGAACUUGAGGACCCAAAGCUGUACCACUAUGCUAUAUUUUCAGAUAAUGUGGUUGCAGCCUCGGUGGUGGUUAAUUCGGCAGUGAAGAAUGCAAAAGAGCCAUGGAAGCAUGUAUUCCAUGUCGUGACAGAUAAGAUGAACCUUGGAGCAAUGCAAGUUAUGUUCAAAUUGAAGGAUUAUAAUGGGUCGCAUAUCGAAGUGAAAGCUGUUGAAGAUUACGAAUUCUUGAAUUCUUCUUAUGUGCCUGUCCUUCGGCAACUAGAAUCUGCGAAUUUGCAGAAAUUUUAUUUUGAGAAUAAGCUCGAGAAUGCUACUAAAGACACAACCAACAUGAAGUUUAGAAACCCAAAGUAUCUCUCCAUUCUAAACCAUCUGAGGUUUUACUUGCCAGAGAUGUACCCAAAAUUGCAUAGAAUUUUGUUUUUGGAUGAUGAUAUUGUGGUUCAGAAGGACUUGACAGGAUUGUGGAAGAUUGAUAUGGACGGGAAGGUGAAUGGGGCAGUCGAGACUUGUUUUGGGUCGUUCCAUCGGUACGCGCAGUACAUGAAUUUCUCACACCCAUUGAUCAAGGAAAAGUUUAAUCCAAAGGCUUGUGCUUGGGCUUAUGGAAUGAACUUCUUUGAUUUGGAUGCGUGGAGAAGGGAAAAGUGCACAGAGGAGUAUCACUACUGGCAGAAUCUGAAUGAGAACCGUACCUUGUGGAAGUUGGGCACAUUGCCACCAGGUCUGAUCACAUUCUACUCGACCACAAAGCCACUGGACAAGUCAUGGCAUGUUCUGGGUCUCGGCUACAAUCCAAGCAUUAGCAUGGAGGAGAUCACCAACGCAGCAGUGGUGCACUUCAACGGGAAUAUGAAACCAUGGCUUGAUAUUGCUAUGAACCAGUUCAAGCCACUUUGGACAAAAUACGUGGACUAUGAGUUGGACUUUGUCCAAGCCUGCAAUUUCGGCAUCUAAACAAGUCGUAGAGCCGAAUGAAAAGUCAAAAACGGAACAUCUUUGCCCAAGUACAAGCAGUCCAGUCCAGUCCAGUCCAGUCCCCACAGCUAAUACUUUUCAUAUGGUGGGGUGGGGUGGGGUGGGGUUUCCAUAGCUAUAGUCAUAUUAGUGAACCUUUGUUAUCCAUAUAAUAGAGGAAAAUUUGCAUUAAUCCAAGUGUAGCAUAUUUCUUUUUAUCAUAUUAAUUUUUUUUUAGGUCUUUCUUUUUUCAAAAUGUCUAUAGGAGUAUAAUAAAUUUGGAAUUGUUAAUUAUUUAGUGAGAUUAGUAUAUUUACGGAAGGCGGUCAAGCUUGCCUUCGGCAAUUAUGAUCAAUUUUGCUGUUUGUUUUGACUAAAUUCGUGAAAGCACUUGUUAUUUAAUUGUUCAUUAAAA
Humulus lupulus (European hop) is the source of this 2206-nucleotide messenger RNA. Its product is annotated as galacturonosyltransferase 8. The record is from RefSeq and is a predicted model, not a curated record. Bases 97 to 1791 code for a protein of 564 amino acids. Lineage: Eukaryota; Viridiplantae; Streptophyta; Magnoliopsida; Rosales; Cannabaceae. Gene Ontology annotation, molecular function: polygalacturonate 4-alpha-galacturonosyltransferase activity. The transcript is spliced from 3 exons.